Molecule: messenger RNA, 903 nt
Organism: Nicotiana attenuata
Lineage: Eukaryota; Viridiplantae; Streptophyta; Magnoliopsida; Solanales; Solanaceae
Exons: 1
Coding region: 1-903 (300 amino acids)
Source: RefSeq, a predicted model, not a curated record
AUGGAUAACGGAGAUAAAAGGUGGAUGAGCCUCCGAAGGUCAACUGAUGAGUACAUACAAGGAGUGAAUGAUUUUCUUAAUAAGACGUUUGAACGAGCUUCCCAAGGAAAUGAAAUAUUAUGCCCUUGUAAAGAGUGCGCUAAUUAUUUUUGGUAUUAUAGGAAUGUGGUGAAGGAUCACUUGAUUGUUAAUGGGUUUGUUCAUGGAUACACAAAAUGGGUUUUUUACGGGGAAGGAUUUUCCUCAAGAAAGACUCCAUGCCUAAGCAAUAAUGAUGAAGGUUCCGAGAUGCAUGAUGAUAUUGAUGGAUUACUUCAUGAUAUAUUUCGAAAUGUCGAGGUUGAUUUGGGACAUGAAAGAGUGAGGGAUGGACCUUCCGAAGAUGCAAAAAGAUUCUUUAAAUUAGUAGAAGAAGGAAAAGAAGAAUUAUAUCUAGGGUGUGAGAAUUUUUCCAAAUUGCGUUUUACGAUUCGAUUGUACUUGUUUAAGUGCAUUCACGGGUUGAGUAAUGUGGGAUUCACAGACUUGUUGGAGUUGUUAAAAGAGGUAUUUGCAUUUGCUCAGCUACCCGAGUCUUUCUACAAGGCAACAAGCAUGAUAAAAGAUUUGUGUCUUCAUUAUGGAAAAAUACAUGCAUGUCCUAAUGAUUGCAUGUUAUUUUGGAAUGACAAUAUAAAUGCAGAUACUUGUUCUGUGUGUGGGUCUUCUAGAUGGAAAAAUAUUGUUAAUGUCUUGACUAAUAAAAAGAUCAAAACCCCCGCAAAGGUUUUAAGGUACUUUCCAUUAAAGCCUCGCCUUCAAAGGAUAUUCAUGUGUCCCGAAACAGCUGCAGCUAUGAGAUGGCAUGCCACCGAACGACCGAAUGAUGGAAAUAUAAGACAUCCUGCUGAUGGUGAUGCUUAG